UCAAAACGGAGACGUUAGCUCUGAGUGUUUGGAAUUUCUCUGGGGAUAGGGGGAGAAAAAGGGAGAGAGAUGUCAGCCAAAGGACGACCCCAGAGUUAUAGGGGAAAGAGCCAUAUGAAGGAUUUGGAGUCCCCGGAUGACCUAUCGGACAAAGACAGUUUGUUAGAUCUGGGGCCAACCGCGCCGCCGCCUGAGGAUCCGAACGUUCUUACCGUUGGGAUCAUUGCAGAUACCGAGGUGACCUUGGGGUUCCUGCUCGCUGGCAUCGGAUUCCGUCGGGACAAUCAAAACAGUUACCUGAUGGUGGAAAGUGACAUGCCCCAAGAGGAGAUCGAGAGCUUCUUUGAACAACUGUACAGGAUGCACAACCUCGGGAUCAUCAUCCUCGACUUUCCAACGCACAAGCGGCUUAAAUCAGUGUUGGAUAAGUGCAAAAAUAUGCUGCCCGUGGUAGUCGUUGUCCCCAACAAGGCAACCCUGGGUCCCUAUCAAGAAUGGAAGGGCCGCAAGCAUAUCCGUGAGCAGGAUAUGUAACGGAGCAGAUUUCGUUCUUUUCAUCUAUCUCUUACUUAAACAAAAAAUUAAAUAAAGUAUACACUUGGAAAUAUC
Drosophila persimilis is the source of this 609-nucleotide messenger RNA. RefSeq lists its product as uncharacterized. Gene Ontology annotation, molecular function: proton-transporting ATPase activity, rotational mechanism. The transcript is spliced from 3 exons. NCBI's taxonomy places the organism in Eukaryota, Metazoa, Arthropoda, Insecta, Diptera, Drosophilidae. The coding region runs from base 70 to 534 and encodes 154 amino acids. The record is from RefSeq and is a predicted model, not a curated record. Gene Ontology annotation, cellular component: membrane. Gene Ontology annotation, biological process: monoatomic ion transmembrane transport.